This is a messenger RNA of Protobothrops mucrosquamatus (brown spotted pit viper), 1722 nucleotides long. RefSeq names its product coiled-coil domain containing 28B (gene CCDC28B). The record is from RefSeq and is a predicted model, not a curated record. NCBI's taxonomy places the organism in Eukaryota, Metazoa, Chordata, Lepidosauria, Squamata, Viperidae. The transcript has 5 exons. The coding region runs from base 1 to 561 and encodes 186 amino acids.
AUGGAGGAGAGGAAGAAGAAGAGCCCCAAGGCUCACCUGGGCCAGCCGGGCCCUGCAAGUGCGCUGCGCAAGCUGCCUGUUCCGGCCAGCAAGAGUGCCUCUUUCUCGCUGGGGACGCCACACCUCCCAUCUCCGAGGCCAAGAGCCAAGUUUAAGAGAGCAAGCAAGGAGGCGCCACGAGUCCCACAGCUUGGGGGCAAUGCGGGGUCCGUGGUGGGCACCCCCCUGCAGCAUUCGUUCCUGACCGACGUCUCUGAUGUGUAUGAGAUGGAAGGGGGUCUCCUUAACCUGCUGAAUGAUUUCCACUCAGGGAAGCUUCAAGCUUUCGGCAGAGAAUGUUCUUUUGAGCAGCUGGAGCACGUCCGGGAGAUGCAGGAGAAACUUGCCCGCCUGCACUUCGGCCUGGAUGUCUACGUGGAGGAACUUGUGGAAGAUCAGAAGAAAACUGUGGCUGACAGGAAUCUGGACCAGCUGCUGACCAACCUGGAAGAACUCAGCAAUUCCAUACAAAAGCUUCACCUGGCUGAAAAUCCUGAUGUGGAAGAAGCACCCAACACCUAGAAAAGGCAUCCGGAAGGGCCAGGCCGGCCCCCUUGUGGCCCUUCUGAAUAGGCCUCGAGAAGGAUGUCCCACAAGGAUGUCUGGCAGGCAACUGCAUCUGAAUUGUGUUUGUUGAAAGAUUAGGGGCUGCCAGAUGGAAAGAGGCAGAGACACGCAAGCAGGAGGCAGAAAGCUCAAGGGACAAGAGCCUGUUCUGCAUGGCUACCAAACAGAAAGAGAAGCAAGGAAGGCAAAGGAGAGGGACCGGCCAGGAUGCUGAUCCUCCACAUUGGAGCCCCGAGUCGAGCUGAGAGACCCUCUUUUGCUUAGGUGUGGCAAGAGAAGGAGGCUUCUGGUUUCCUUCCCCUUGCAGUGUCGCUCCAGGUUCCAUAAUGGACAAACCUCUCCGGAAAUUUGUGAUGAGCAGCAGACGUAACACCAAUGGCGGCCCUUUGUUCUCGCUCCUCCUGCUAUGUGAGCUGGGCACCUCUCAUUUUAAAUAGUUUUGUUUUUGUAAGGCUGCACGAGUUUGAUCUCCUGCAUCCUGUGCCUGCUCUGCACAUGGCAUUAGUCUGAGAGCUAUAUAUUAUUCUUUCCUAAGAAUACAGUUAGUAUAUUAGGGGUGGGACAAUUGCUUUGGGGAGAGUUUGGAAAAAGCCCCCAUUAUUCAUGAUAAUCCUUUUAUGUUCCUCCUUUUCCACUUGGAUCUACAGCUGUGAACAGAUGAAUUCUGACAGCAUCGAAAGUGAAAGCGACUGGGGAACCUUUGUGCUGAGAGGGUUCCUGAGAACAUGAUCUAUCCCUGCACUCCCCCAUCACCUCCAGUCUCCCUGGCUGGGGACGUGCAGAAGAAGAAGCAGGCCGAGCUGCUUGGUUUGCCUGUCACAGGCUCUCAAAUCAGGAAAGCCCCUUUGGAGCCACCACAAAACCAGAGAGAUGGAGAGACCUUCUGCUCAGCAGGGGGAAGUGGGGAAUUCCAUCCUGAAAACUACUUGGAUCGACUAGCCUAUUUCCAGAAGGCUUCUUCUGUUGCUGGAAUUGGGGGCAUUUUUUCCUUUGUAAGCAAUUCCAGAGAGAAGAGCCCUGCGCUAACUUGAGUUCCCUCCCAAAUGCAGACUCUGUGAGCCAUCAAUGUGGUGCUGAGAGUGUUAAGCCACGACCUGAAUCACUUACAUAAAAGAA